UCAAACAACCGAAUAUUUUUCCCGGAAAAAGGAACAAAAAAGCUGCGGAGCGGCUUCGUUUCUCCUCUGAUCUCUCACUCAACUCUCUCUUAUCCGUUUAAUUUCAUUAAAUUCAAAUCCGAAGAACGAAACAAAAAAAAACAAAUAGUAAUGGGGUCGGGUGAAUCGAAGAACACUGAAGAAGAGGACGAUGGUUCCAAUGGCGGAGGAGGAGGAGGUCAGCUCUACGUUUCACUGAAAAUGGAGAACUCUAAGGUUCAAGGCGAGCUCACUCCUCAUAUCUACGGCUCUGUUCCUAUGAUCGGCUCUUGGGAUCCUUCUAAAGCUCUUCCACUGCUACGUGAGUCCGCGUCGAUCUCGGAGCUGAGCUUCGUUGUUCCUCCUGAUCACGAGACUUUGGAUUUCAAGUUUUUGUUGAAGCCAAAGCACAGAGACACGCCUUGCGUAGUGGAGGAAGGUGAAAACAGGCUUCUUACGGGUGGUUCGUUGCAAGGAGAUGCUAGGGCAGCUCUUUUCAGGCUGGAAGGUGAUGUGAUUCUUGAAUCCCGAGUGUUCAUCAAUGCUGAUAGAGUUUCACCGUUUGAUCUUGCUGCUAGCUGGAGAGCUUAUAGGGAGAAUUUUCAGCCUUCUACAGUUCGUGGAAUCCCUGAUGUCAGUAUCAAUCCUGAUUCAGCAGCUCUCGAGAAUUGUCCUUUAGAAAGUUUGGAACUUGAUCUUGAGCAUUAUGAAGUACCUGCUCCUGCACCUUCUGCACACUCUUCUCUUGUUUAUGCGGCUGACAAUGCAGAGAAUCCACGAUCUCUUUCAGCUUCUGGUUCAUUUGUUAAUGACAGUACCCCAAAGGCAGCAUCUAACAGUCCUAAAGAUUCUGGUGUUAACGCUGAUGGAUCUCCAUCUGCAAAGAAAAUGGAGGUCAUUGUUCCCGAUUCCUCGGCUACUUAUUCAGCUUCAGGAGUACUAUCACCUUGUCAGCAGAAAGAUGGUCAAAGGGGACUCUUUGUAGAUCGCGGUGUUGGCUCCCCUAGGCUGGCCAAGUCUGUUAGCGCAAGCUCUUUUUUGGUUGAUCUCAAACUUGAUGCGCAAACCAAGAAUUCAAUGCCAGCCGCUGCAGGAGCUGUUGCUGCAGGAGCGGUUGCUGAUCAAAUGCUUGGACCCAAAGAAGAUAGACACCUAGCAAUCGUUCUGGUAGGCUUGCCAGCUCGAGGAAAGACUUUUACUGCAGCAAAGUUGACAAGAUAUCUACGCUGGUUGGGGCACGAUACUAAGCAUUUUAAUGUUGGGAAGUACCGACGGCUAAAACAUGGAGUUAACGUGGCUGCUGAUUUCUUUCGAGCGGACAAUCCAGAAGGUGUAGAGGCACGAACAGAGGUAGCAGCACUUGCAAUGGAGGACAUGAUCGGUUGGAUGCAGGAUGGUGGUCAAAUCGGAAUCUUUGAUGCAACUAAUAGCACACGAGUUCGCCGGAAUAUGCUGAUGAAAAUGGCUGAAGGAAAGUGUAAGAUUAUUUUUCUGGAAACACUAUGCAAUGAUGAACGCAUUAUUGAAAGAAACAUACGUCUUAAAAUCCAGCAAAGUCCUGAUUAUGCAGAAGGGACGGAUUUUGAAGCUGGAGUGAGAGACUUUAGAGACCGUUUGGCCAAUUAUGAGAAGGUUUAUGAGCCUGUUGAAGAAGGUUCUUACAUCAAAAUGAUUGAUAUGGUCAGCGGUAAUGGUGGACAGAUACAAGUGAACAAUAUAAGUGGUUACCUUCCUGGAAGAAUUGUAUUUUUCUUGGUGAAUACGCAUCUUACUCCACGACCAAUACUACUCACUCGGCAUGGAGAAAGUAUGGAUAAUGUUAGAGGCCGAACUGGGGGAGAUAGUGUUAUAAGUGAAUCUGGAAAAAUUUAUGCAAAGAAACUCGCUAACUUUGUCGAAAAGCGACUAAAAAAUGAAAAGGCUGCUUCGAUUUGGACCAGUACACUUCAGAGAACAAUCUUAACAGCAGGUUCCAUAGUCGGAUUUCCUAAGGUACAAUGGCGUGCCCUGGACGAGAUCAAUUCUGGAGUUUGCGAUGGAAUGACAUAUGAAGAGAUAAAGAAGAUAAUGCCAGAAGAGUUCGAAUCUCGGAGAAAGGACAAAUUACGAUACCGAUACCCUCGUGGAGAGUCAUACCUUGAUGUAAUUCAACGGCUUGAACCUGUGAUCAUCGAGUUAGAACGACAAAGAGCGCCUGUCGUCGUGAUAGCUCACCAGGCCGUUCUGAGGGCCUUAUAUGCAUAUUUUGCGGACCGUCCCCUCAAAGAAAUACCCCAGAUCGAGAUGCCACUUCACACUAUCAUAGAGAUACAAAUGGGAGUUUCUGGUGUUCAAGAGAAACGCUACAAGCUCAUGGACUGAAAGUAACAACCACAAUUACAUCGGAUCUCAACUACAACUCUCGUCCCAAAGAUUUUAAUGUUUUACUCACUCUGUGAAUUAGAAGAUUUGCAGACAUCAUCACUGGGCUGCAUGUUGGCCUCCCAGUUCUUAAUUUUAUCCAUCAGAUAUUUUUUACCAAGUGAUUUUCCGGCGCUACGCGCCGGAUUCAUAUGUUAUAUUUUACAUAAAUUUAUAAAUUA
Raphanus sativus (radish) is the source of this 2600-nucleotide messenger RNA. RefSeq names its product 6-phosphofructo-2-kinase/fructose-2,6-bisphosphatase. The record is from RefSeq and is a predicted model, not a curated record. Gene Ontology annotation, cellular component: cytosol. The coding region runs from base 151 to 2379 and encodes 742 amino acids. NCBI's taxonomy places the organism in Eukaryota, Viridiplantae, Streptophyta, Magnoliopsida, Brassicales, Brassicaceae. Gene Ontology annotation, molecular function: 6-phosphofructo-2-kinase activity; ATP binding; fructose-2,6-bisphosphate 2-phosphatase activity. Gene Ontology annotation, biological process: fructose 2,6-bisphosphate metabolic process; fructose metabolic process. The transcript is spliced from 23 exons.